Achroia grisella is the source of this 829-nucleotide messenger RNA. RefSeq lists its product as uncharacterized. The coding region runs from base 2 to 829 and encodes 275 amino acids. The transcript has 4 exons. The record is from RefSeq and is a predicted model, not a curated record. NCBI's taxonomy places the organism in Eukaryota, Metazoa, Arthropoda, Insecta, Lepidoptera, Pyralidae.
AAUGGUAUACGAUGCCGAAGCACCAGUGGAGGAUGAUAAGAUGAACAUGGGGUCAUAUCAGUUAGAGUUCAGGAGUCAGUCAUGUUUAUUAGCCGAGACGCUGCAUGCCACUACAGUGAAUCCUGCCCGCUGUCCAACAAAUAAAAUAGCUCCACAUCGCCACAUUCCAAGUUUGGGAUACAACAGGGCACGAACCUUUGGUGGAGCUUUUAUAGAUUUGCUCACUCCCGACCUGAAUUUCCAGAAUGGAGCAGAAAAUGAUCUACAAGAGAAACCCCAAGAAGAGGAUGACGAUUGCGGUGAAAUAGAAGAUUAUGAUGAAACUGAUAUUGGUUCAUUGACGACUCAAUCGCAAAGGAGAAAUGGUCAUGAAGAGAAUAGAUUUUUCUUUGGACUAUUUAAUAAUGUAGGACAACGGCCUCCCAAUACAGCAACAACUAGAGUCACUCAGAUGCCGGGUACCAGCUAUCGACCACAGAAUCAACAUCCGCAGGGCUCGUACCCUCCUACAAGACCGCCGUAUUGGUCCGGAGGACACUUCGGGAAUAAUGUUUACCGGCCACCUCAAGCUCAAGACCCAUCUGAUAAUGUUAAACCAGUGCACGAGUAUUCUGAUAUCCAGAUGAAUUAUUGGCCGGGUAUUGUAGGCGGACUUGUUUCUAAUAUCUUUCCCGCGUCUCCAGCAAGACCGUCCGUUGGUUCUACGACACAAAGACCGCCAGCGCGCCCUCCAUAUAUAAAUUUUGAACAAUCGACUAGACGACCAAGACAAAGAGGAAUAAACAAUGACAACAACAUAAUACGAUCAUUUUUUGAUUUAUUUUUUUAA